Messenger RNA from Chara braunii, 4982 nucleotides. Lineage: Eukaryota; Viridiplantae; Streptophyta; Charophyceae; Charales; Characeae. The record is from the annotation of a GenBank genome assembly.
GUCGGAUUGAUGCGCUGCUUGAGGGGGCUGAAAUGGUAUGGUGCGGAGGACUCUGCAGACUCAUUCUUUCCUCGAUGUUUUGAUCUGAAAGAUGCAAGCGAUGUCACCGAAUUUCGGCGGGAGUUCAUGUGGUGUGCUGCUUCGAGUGUUCUCAAGCGUGUGCUUUCAGAUGGCUUUCUCGUCCCCGAGGGAGCUUUUGGAGUUGACAAGCAGACACUAGAUAUUGCCCUUGCUGUUUCAACAAGCCACCUCAAGCACAUGGAACAUCUCGUCAAGGAAGAUUAUAAGGACGGCACUCCAUCGGAACACCCAUGCACAAGCGAUCAGCUUGUGAAACUCUAUGGCUGUCCGAUAUUCAGUGGUCACUCGCGUUUCUCGCCGAACAUAUUUUCGCAGUCGCAUUCCUUGUCCUGUCUGCAAGGCAAUCCAGGGGCAUACUCAUAUGCUGCAGUGGGGCCACUUUCACCAAACAGCUGUUGCAGGAUGGCGCACACCAUGGGAAUGGCAGGGAAAUCUGCACCGUCCGCUCCACCACCUCCAGAAGAAAGAACCCGAUUGACUGCAGAAAUGAGGCAAUCGCUUGACAAACUCACCAACCAGCUUCGGUCGUGCUGCCCUCAGUGGGACAUCGAUGGCAUGUGCAACGUUUGGAUUGUCAAACCAGCAGGGAAGUCCAGAGGCAUAGGAAUACGGUGUUUCAACUGUUUAGAAGGCAUCACUGCCUAUGCCGGUGGUCAGAAUGCGGAGCGGUAUGUCGUACAGAAAUAUGUGGAAACGCCACUUCUGCUCCAGGGCCGCAAGUGUGAAUAUCGGCAAUGGGUCAUUGUUACGGAUUGGAAUCCACUAACCAUCUGGUGUUAUGAUACAGGGUACUUCAGAUUUGCUGCAGAAGAUUUCACGCUCGAUGACAUCGACAACGUCUUCAAGCAUGUGAGCAAUAAUCCAGUUGCAAAAUACAGUAGAGAUGCAGGAUCACCAAAUGGCCCUCUUACAGGACAUCCAGCAGAGCCUGGCCGUGCUCAGGCGGCGCCAUCACCAUCAGGGCCUGGUGCCUGGCCCGUGAUACAGCCUCCUCCUUUUGUCCCACCGGUGAUUGGGGUAUCCCCAUAUGCCUCUCCAGCAUCGGUCCAAGCCGUUUCCCUAGGUAUGCCGCUAACAGGAGGGUUCUCAGCAGGUCCUAGUGUGCAGGUUCCCGUACAGACAGUGUAUUCCCAACCUCCGUCGCAGGUUGUCGUAACUGGGCAGCCUGCUGUCUCGCAGUCUGCACAACAACAGUUAGUGCAGCAGCCUACGCCCCAGGGUCUACAACCCGGAGUGGGACAGGUACCGGGACAAGGUCAGUGGGUCCCAAAGACGGCCAUCGCCUCGCUUAAACCCUUUUCAGGGGAUAAGAGGGGCGAAGACCUCGACACAUGGUUGAUGUCAGUGCCAGUCUACGUCAAGUGCAAGUUGACCUUGCCGCACGAGGAAGUGCUUGUGGCUGCCUCCUACCUUGAGGGGAGUGCAGCUAGAUGGUUAAGCGGGCUAGUGCAACUUCAGGGGUACGGUCAUGACUUCCAUGCUUGGGCAGUCAACCAGAAACUGAAGGACUUCCUUAAGCUGGUGGAGGAAAGAUGGCAUGAUCCUCAGGAGGCCCAAAAGGCCACUGACGCGAUCCUGACUCUGAGCAAUAGACCGUUCAAGUCAGUUAGGGAUGCCACAAAUGCGGUAGAGCGUCUGAUCUGCGUUCCUGGAGUUCGUUACGACCCCCAGGUCUUACUCACUACUUAUCUGAGGUGUUUUCCCAUGCCCCUCAGAAAUGAGUUGGUGAAUGAGGCAAACAUCAAUGUGCACAACUUUCCCUUGUUUAGCAAGAAGGCCCUAGACCUGGAUGCAAAGAUAGGGCAUGUGCACCAACCCACUACGAAUGGUAGGAAGAAAGCACUGCCUCCCAACUGGAAGGCGAAGGGUCGUAUUAUGUUUGUCGACAACGAUGGUUCCACCAUCGAGUUGGAUGAUGACUUCCAGGAGGGAGUAGGUUCAGAGGUGGGCAGUGUAGAAGCUUCAGGGGGUGGAGCAGUCGCUGCCUCACACGCAAUGAACCGGAUCUUCCAUGACUACCUGGACAAGUUUGUCAUCGUGUACCUCGACAUACUUAUCUUCAGUAGGACUGUCGAGGAGCACGUUGGUCACUUAGACAAAGUCCUUGGUCUCCUUCGACAACACAAGUUCAAGAUUAACGAUGAGAAGUGCGAGUUUGGCCGCACUCGUAUCUUGUACUUAGGUCAUGAGAUUUCCGUAGAGGGAUUGAAGCCCGAUGACGCGAAGGUGGCCAGCAUUCGUGACUGGCCGCGGCCUCAGUCUGUGACUGAGAUGAGGUCCUUCUUGGGGAUGACCGGCUACUACCGCAACUUUGUCAAGAACUAUUGUAUAGUGGCCGCCCCUUUGACGGACCUGACUCGCCUUGACACCCCAUGGGAGUGGACAAACAGGUGUGAGGCUGCUUUCAGAUACCUGAAGCAUGCUCUGACACACCAUGAGGUCUUGAAGCUUCCCGAUCCCGACAAGCCGUUUAUAGUCACCACGGAUGCUAGCCAAUAUGGCAUAGGCGUCGUGCUCGCGCAGCAGGAGGGACCAAAGUUGAGGUCUGUCGAGUACAUGUGCAAAAAGAUGCCCUGUCAGAAGUUGGCUAAGUCCAUCUAUGAGAAGGAUCUCUAUGUGAUCUAUAAAGUGCUAACCCAUUGGAGACAUUACCUUCUUGGGCAGUUUUUCUACGUCAGGACUGAUCAUCAGACCCUGAAGUGGAUGAGAACCCAGCUUGUGCUCUCCGAUGCGCUAAAACGUUGGAUCAAAGUCAUUGAGCAGUAUGACUUCGAGCCCCAGUACAUCAAAGGUGAGUACAACAAAGUUGCUGAUGCGCUGUCGCGUAGGCCAGAUUUCUCCGGUGCGCUGAUCACUGAGUUUGGGCUUGCGGACGAUGUUACUCGCUCUUUGGUGGAAGCCUAUUGCGAGGAUCCGUUUAUGGCUGAGAUCAUACGCAGACUCGAGACGAAGGACAACACAACUUCUGCUGAGCCUGGUGAGAGCCUGUCCAUGGACUUCAUCGACACACUGGUCACCAACAAGAGUGGAAUGAGACACAUCUUUGUCAUUGUGGAUAGAUUUAGUAAGUACGCUAGAUUAGUUGCGAUGCCUGAAACAGCGAAGACCGAGUACGUCAUUCAGAUGUUCAAGGAGGUCAGAGACUUUGGGCUACCGAAGUCUAUUGUAAGUGACCGGGAUGUCAGAUUCACGAGUGAGUUGUGGAAAGCUGCAGCUGCAGAACAAGGUACACAGCUGCAGAUGACAUCCGGGAAACACCCAGAGGCAAACGGGCAGGCAGAACAGCUGAACCGCGCUGUACAGCACCUGUUAAGGCACUACAUCAAGCCCAACCAGGUGGACUGGGAUGAGAAGCUUGCUCUCAUCGCCAGCCUGUACAACAAUGCUGUGCACAGCGCAACAGGGGUAAGUCCAAACAGUUUGCUACUGACAUUCAAGCCUCGAUUGCCUCUAGACUUUCUACUACCUGAGAAUCAGCCAACAGCUGCACCUGGUACAUUAGAAUUUGCAUAUCGAUAUCAGCAGCUGAUGCAGCACGCUGUAGAACAGAUGCACAAGGCGCAGGCGGCGAUGAUAGAAUCUGAGAACAAGCACCGCCGCCCAUCUACAUUCCAGGUAGGGGACAGAGUCUGGGUCAAGUCCUCAGAACUGGGACAAGAGCACGGGAUAUCCCUCAAGCUGAUGCCACAGUACUUUGGACCCUGGGAGGUUCUAGAUAUUGUCGGGGAUGAUCUGGAUGGGCCGUCAUAUGUAGUUCAGAUCCCUGGUCACCUUCGUACCUUGAAGACGAAGCUGGAGCAACGGCGCUGCAGCCAACAGCUGACAGAGGAGGAACGGUGGACACCGGCGGACAUGGCUAAGGAGCCGGAACAACACAUUUGGAAACACGUUCAGAGACGCUUGGACCUGGUAAGCACAUGUAAAUUAGACGAACAAGUUAGACUGGAGGAGGUGGAGAGGGCAAUAGCAGAGAUCCCCAGACUCAAGGCGGCCGGGCUGAACGGAAUGCCGGUGGAAUUGUAUAGAGACCUUCGCAAUUUCUUCGUGAUCUUGCUGACAGCGGCAUACGAUGAAGCACUGAGACAAGGCUCCUUCCCACGGGGUUUCACGAACGCAUAUGGGAUCCUGCUCUACAAGAAGGGGGCUAAGGAAGAUGUGCGCAACUGGAGCCCAAUAUCUAUCUUGAACGCGCUGAGGGAGGAUGGCGAGGAAGUGCAACCUUGGAGAAGAGGUGGACGAGAAGAAGAAGAAGAGGAGGAGGAGGAGGAGGAGGAGGAGGAGGAGGAGGAGGAGGAGGAGAAAGAUCAGGAUGGAUGGAGAGCCCUGGCGAAGAACAUCAGGGAGAACAUCUCGGCAGACACCGCGCUGGGGGUGUAUGGACUCCCUCCACGGGAAAUGCCAAUCGAAGGAAAAAUGUUGGAUGAGCCAAUCCUGACCCCCUUCGACCCCAUCCUGGUCAAGCUCGAUGAAAAGGCAAAACUCAGCGAGGGCUUGACAUGGAGGGCAUGGGACACUAUCAAAAUGCUCCCGCACAAUGUACUGAACAGAAGAUUCAGCACGACUGACAUCAUCGCCGACUCGCUGGCAGACAUCAUCAGAACCCACCUCUUGACAUCCAGGACUUCGCUGCAAGACGAGGCGACCCCCAUCUACGUGGAGAUGGGGAAUGAUGAAAUGGACAUGGAAAACGAAGAAGAAGAGGACUUUGGUUUGGGAGACGAUCUCUCCCCAGGGGGAGAGGACGAGGUGCUGCACCCGGCAAUAGAGAGCAGCGCGGGGGAAUACAGCAUGGGCACCACAUCCUCGAAGGAGGACAACAGAGACUCGGAUUCCGAGAGCAGCAAGGCCCAGGCUGCAGCAGACUAAAAACACUUUAAAAUUAGUAAAACAUCACCCCACAG